Apis mellifera (honey bee) is the source of this 2057-nucleotide messenger RNA. RefSeq names its product odorant receptor 63a-like. The record is from RefSeq and is a predicted model, not a curated record. Gene Ontology annotation, biological process: detection of chemical stimulus involved in sensory perception of smell; sensory perception of smell. Gene Ontology annotation, molecular function: odorant binding; olfactory receptor activity. The coding region runs from base 643 to 1905 and encodes 420 amino acids. NCBI's taxonomy places the organism in Eukaryota, Metazoa, Arthropoda, Insecta, Hymenoptera, Apidae. Gene Ontology annotation, cellular component: plasma membrane. The transcript has 10 exons.
CAAAAUUUCAUUUCGCAAAUAUACUCACUGUUUCAAUUAAUAAAGAUGAAAGAAUAAACAAUAAAAGCGUUAAGUAUAUCAAGUCAAACAAUUAUCAUUUCUGUAAAGUUACAAUAAAUAUUUAUAUUCUACAAAUAAUUAUCUUAAAUUCUUUUUUUAAUUAAAAAAUUAAUAAAUUCUUAGUAGUUGAAAAUUGUAUAUUGUUACUACAAAGUGUUACAAAGUAUUACAAAAAGAAAUACAAAGAUAUUUUUAGAAUUUAUAAGAAUUCAAUAGAGUGAUAUGAUAAUCUUCGACCUAUUAUCGAAUACCUUAUUGAAACUACAUACAACUAAAUACAAAUCAAUAUUUCACGGCAAUCAUCUACCUUCAAUUUUAUUGUAUAAAGGGAUGCCGUAAAGUUAUUGGAAAAUGAAUUUUCUUAUGUACGAAACAAUUGUUGCUGUCUUGAAAAUUAUAUUUUAAUAUAUAUGUGUCAAAUAAGUAAAUGAUUCGUAGUCAUUUUCAGUAAUAAUGUUCAAUUGCAUUUGUCAGAUUGAUUUUUACAGUUUUAGAAAGAAAAAUACGCAUAGAUUUAGACCAUAUAGAUUCACUUAAAGACAUUUACUUCAUACAGGUUGUACAAGUUGCAACGUUGCUGUCAUGGAUAGACUUUCAGUAUUUCAGAAAACUAAAAAACAGCAUAAUGAAAUAUAUGAUAUUCCUUAUUACAAAAUGAUGGAGAAAUACAUACGAUUUUUGGGACAAGAUCCACGUCAAAAAAACGAAUUUAGAAAUAUUAUCGUAUUUAUAUUGGUAAUUAGUAUUGCAAGCAUUCUCAUCCCAACGACGCUUGAAUUAUACAUAUCGUUACGUAACAAGGAUAUGGACGGUGUGAUUGAAUGUAUACCGCAUUUUAUCGCAUCUUCGAUUAGUGCCGUUAAAUUAUUAAAUUUACAUUUCAACAGACAAAAUUAUAACAUAUUGUUUCAUUUUGUGAUAAAAAAGUGGCAACAACUAAAAUCAAUAUAUGAAUUGAAUGCUCUUGAUGAAACAAUCAUGCAAGGCAAAAGAAUGGCAAAAUUGUAUCGAAAUACCUUAUUUUCUUUUCUAAUUUUAUACCUUUUUUCAGAUACCUUAUUUUCUUUUCUAAUUUUAUUCUUGUUGGUCCCACUAGUUUCUCCUAUUCUGGACAUUGUUCAUCCAUUAAAUCAAACCCGAUCUCGGCAACAACUACUUAGAGUUAAUUACAUUAUUUUCGACACUGAUGACUACUUUUUUUACAUAUACUUACAGUUAGCUUGGGGAUCAAUUAUUGUCGUACUGACUAUAAUCGCUGCUGAUUGGUUCUACAUUCUUAUAAUCCACUUUAACAGCGGAUUGUUUGCUGUGUGUGGAGUUCAAGUUUUAGAAGCAACAAUGAAUUCGAAUUUAGUUUCUAAAGAUGCGUUUUCUGAGAAUUCGUCGUAUGAAAAAUUUAGAACUUGUGUAAUCAUGCAUAACGAAGUUAUAGAGUUUUAUAAUAUUUUGAAUGAAAACUGUCAGUAUAGUUAUUUAAUUCAGGUUGGAUUAAAUAUGCUGGGUAUGAGUACGACAGCCGUUCAAACAGUCAUAAAUUUAGACAGACCUGAUGUAGCAAUUAGAAGUGCUGUAUUUUUUGGGGCUAAUCAAUUUCAUUUGUUUUUGCUCAGUCUACCUGGACAAAUACUUUUGGAUCAUUGUGCUGAUUUUGCAAAUGCUAUAUAUGAUACCACGUGGUAUGGAACAUCAUUGGAAAUUCAAAAAAUGCUUUAUAUGAUGCAAAUAAGAAGUAAAAAACUAUGUGCAUUAACUGCAGGUGGAUUGUAUGAUAUGAAUAUCGAGAACUUCGGAAUAACUUUUAAAACGUGUAUGUCAUACUUCACCAUGAUAAUGUCGUUGAAAUAAUGAUUCUACGAUGUUUAUAGAAAAUGUACAACUAAAUCUAUUAUAUUCUCUAUCCAAAUUAACUAAGGAUAUGAAUAGUAGUAGAAAUAAUUAAUGUACAUUAUUAAUAUUAAAUAGUAUAAAAAACUUUAUCAAAAAAACAAAUGUUGCAA